Hippocampus comes (tiger tail seahorse) is the source of this 1784-nucleotide messenger RNA. Its product is annotated as single-stranded DNA-binding protein 3. Gene Ontology annotation, biological process: positive regulation of transcription by RNA polymerase II. Gene Ontology annotation, molecular function: single-stranded DNA binding; protein binding. Bases 178 to 1329 code for a protein of 383 amino acids. Gene Ontology annotation, cellular component: nucleus. The record is from RefSeq and is a predicted model, not a curated record. The transcript has 18 exons. Lineage: Eukaryota; Metazoa; Chordata; Actinopteri; Syngnathiformes; Syngnathidae.
GAGAGAGAGAGAGAAAGGCGAGGUAGGGUGAGAGAGGGCGAGAGAGAAUCAGAGAGAGCGAGAGGGAACACUAACUGGGGUAGCUAUGGAGAUAGUAGCUUUCCCUGCUCGCUUUCUUUGACAGGUGUCGAGGAGUGGGAUAAAAUUAAAAAAAGUCUAAGUCGAGGUGCCUGCAAGAUGUACGGCAAGGGCAAGGGAGCCGUGGUCCCCUCCGAUAGCCAAGCGAGAGAAAAGUUGGCGUUGUACGUGUACGAGUACCUGCUACACGUCGGAGCACAGAAGUCGGCACAGACCUUCCUGUCUGAAAUACGAUGGGAGAAGAACAUCACGUUAGGGGAGCCUCCUGGAUUUCUCCAUUCGUGGUGGUGUGUAUUCUGGGACUUGUAUUGCGCCGCUCCAGACCGACGAGAGACCUGCGAGCACUCCAGUGAGGCCAAGGCCUUCCACGACUACAGUGCGGCAGCAGCGCCCAGCCCGGUGAUGGGCAACAUGCCCCCCAACGACGCCAUGCCAGGCGGUCCCAUGCCUCCGGGCUUUUUCCAGGGACCACCCGGCUCUCAGCAGUCCCCCCACGCACAGCCCCCCACACACAACCCAAGCAACCCCAUGAUGGGACCCCACGGCCAGCCUUUCAUGUCACCACGCUACCCAGGUGGACCGCGCCCCCCACUCCGAAUGCCAAAUCAGCCUCCAGGUGGAAUUCCGGGAUCGCAGCCUCUCCUGCCAAACAGUUUGGACCCGACACGACCGCAAGGGCAUCCCAACAUGGGCGGUCCGAUGCGGAUGAACCCUCCUCGAGGAAUGGCCAUGGGCCCACAGAAUUACGGUGGCUUGAGACCCCCGCCCAACUCCAUGGGCGGACCCAUGCCAGGAAUGAACAUGGGUCCAGGAGGAAGAGGGCCGUGGCCCGGGCCGAACACGAACUCAAUAGCCUACUCCUCCUCAUCUCCGGGCAACUACGUGGGCCCCCCAGGUGGCGGUGGUCCACCCGGAACACCCAUCAUGCCCAGCCCAGGUGAUUCGACCAACUCGAGUGAAAACAUUUACACCAUGAUGAAUCCCAUUGGAGCGGGAGGCAACAGACCCAAUUUCCCAAUGGGACCUGGGCCUGACGGGCCGAUGGGCGCUAUGGGAGCCAUGGAGCCGCACCACAUGAACGGAUCUCUCGGGUCUGGAGAUAUGGACGGCUUGCCAAAGAGUUCCCCUAAUAACAUGGGGGGCAUGAGCAACCCUCCCGGAACGCCGCGAGACGACGGCGAAAUGGGCGGGAACUUUUUGAACCCAUUCCAAAGCGAAAGUUAUUCUCCCAACAUGACGAUGAGUGUGUGAUUUUAUUUUUCCUUUUUUUGGGGGGGGGGGGUUAUUUUCCCCCCCUCCUAUUUUGUACCCCUACACCUCCUUUUUUGUGGUCCCCCCCAUCCUGCAAUUCUUACCUCACUCUCGGAUCGGGCCUCCCCCUUCUCCUCCUCCUCCUCCUGGCUUUUACCACAACGUUCCUCACGGGUGAACCGCAGCCCUCAUCCACAUCCUCCUCCGGAGCGGCCCUGGAGCUCGCCGGGACUAUGGUGAAAAAAAACGGGCCCUCUGGGAGCAUGCAAAAUGGCCGCCCAGGCCAGGCACGAAGUCGCAGCAGAUCAACAGGAAGAGCCUCUUCUCGGACUUGAGACGAUGAGGAGAAUGAGGACAAAUAGAGAAAAGAAACGUGACACAUGCUUGAGGACACUCUGGAAUCUUCACCCACAAUCGGACUUAUUAUUAUUAUUAUUAUUAUUAUUUUAUUUUUU